Cylicocyclus nassatus is the source of this 1745-nucleotide messenger RNA. NCBI's taxonomy places the organism in Eukaryota, Metazoa, Nematoda, Chromadorea, Rhabditida, Strongylidae. The record is from the annotation of a GenBank genome assembly.
AUGUCUGCGCCUCAUUACGAUGAGCCCAGAUCCUCUCAUACACUCGAGCAAGGGCUCCCAACUAACUCGCACGCGAAUUCUCCUCGUAUGCGAAUUUCUCCAGCUAUUCUAAGAGCUCCUAAACAACUAUCCACGCCACUGAGAAUGUCUUCGACCAAGGUCCUUACCGUGGAUAACAUUAAUCCACAAGUGGUCACUAUGCAAUAUGCGGUUCGUGGACCAAUAGUCAUCAGAGCCGUUGAGCUAGAAAAAGAGCUUGCCAGGGGUGCCAACAAACCUUUUAAAAGUGUGAUCAAAGCAAAUAUUGGAGAUGCUCACGCUAUGGGACAACAUCCCAUCACAUUUGUCAGACAGGUACUCUCCUGUGUGACAAAUCCCUCACUGAUGGAGACGGGAAAGUUUCCAAAAGACGUGAUUGAACAUUCAAAGGCUGUCCUUAGUGAAUGCGGAGGUCACAGCACUGGCGCCUAUAGUCAAAGCACUGGAGUCGAGAUAAUCCGAAGGCAUAUUGCUGAAUAUAUAACGAAACGAGAUGGAAUUCCAUCAGAUCCAGAAAAUGUGGCCAUUUCUGGCGGUGCAUCCGAAUCGAUUAGAAACGUCUUGAAGAUGUUUGUCACCCAUGGCGGCGGGAAAAAAGUUGGAGUAAUGGUUCCCAUACCCCAGUAUCCGCUUUACUCAGCUAGCAUUGAAGAAUAUGCUCUUGGGCAGGUUGGAUAUUACCUUAUAGAAGAGAAAAAUUGGGGCCUUGACGUGAACGAAUUGGAGCGAGCAUAUCAAGAAAGCCUCGAGAAUUAUGAUACGAAAGUGAUGGUUGUGAUAAACCCAGGAAAUCCGACUGGCCAGGUACUCUCUAGGGAAAACAUGGAGGAGAUCGUAAAGUUUGCGCAUAAGCAUAAACUUUUCCUGAUGGCAGAUGAGGUUUACCAGGACAAUGUCUAUGCCGAUAACUCUGAAUUUCACUCGUUCAAGAAGGUUAUCAACGAAAUGGGGGCACCAUACAACAAGAUGGAGCUUGCAUCAUUUCACUCAGUUUCGAAGGGAUAUAUGGGAGAGUGUGGAAUGCGUGGAGGAUAUGUUGAGCUUUCCAAUCUCGAUCCCGACAUUUACGUGCUUUACAAAAAGAUGAUUUCUGCCAAACUAUGUUCGACCGUUUUGGGUCAGAUCGUAAUGGAUUGCAUGGUAUGUCCCCCAAAGCCCGGUGAUCCAUCUCAUGACCAGUGGUUGAAGGAAAAAACAGCAGUCUUAGCUUCACUCAAAGAGAGAGCAAGACUUGUCCAAAAAGCGUACGGAAGUAUCGAGGGAAUACUUUGCAAUGAAGUUCAAGGAGCGAUGUAUGCCUUCCCACAAAUUUUAAUGCCCCCAAGAGCUGUCGAAAAAGCUAGAUCUUUGAACCAAGAGCCGGACUUCUUUUACGCUAUGCAGUUGUUAGAAUCUACUGGUGUCUGUAUCGUGCCCGGAAGUGGCUUCGGACAAAAAGAAGGCACUUAUCACUUUAGGACAACGAUACUUCCACAAAAAGAAGUGAUGAAAGAUAUGCUGGCCCGGUUCACUUCAUUCCAUCAGAAAUUCUUAGAAGAAUACAAAUAGAUUGGUGCUGCUUUUAUAACGUUCUGGCUUAUUCACUUGUACGGGUUUUGAUGUUGUGGCAGGAUAAAUCCUGCUCAAGAUGAUCGAUUACCUCUUUAGGUGACAGUUUCUAGUUAUAAAAAUGUUAUCUAAUUGAUACUACCUCUGCUAUUGUUGGA